Messenger RNA from Sus scrofa (pig), 8383 nucleotides. The record is from RefSeq and is a predicted model, not a curated record. Lineage: Eukaryota; Metazoa; Chordata; Mammalia; Artiodactyla; Suidae.
CGGCCGAACCGCAGUGGAGAGAGACCAGGGCGGCGGAGGUUGCGGCGCAGGCGGCCUCCACCUCCUCCGAGGUUCCCCAACGCACUGCCCUAGAUUUAUUGCGCAGCUGCUUGGGGUCAUCUCUUCUUUGCUUCUCGUAGGAGUCGCAAUUCCAGGAGCAAUAGCCCAAACGAGGACGCGGUUCCCGCACAGAGGGCUUCAGCACCAUCUCCCCGACCAUUAGGCGGCGGGAUGUCUGUGGUUGGCAUUGACCUCGGCUUUCUCAACUGCUACAUCGCAGUAGCGAGGAGUGGCGGCAUCGAAACCAUCGCUAAUGAGUACAGCGAUAGGUGUACCCCGGCCUGUAUAUCUUUGGGAUCGAGAACGCGAGCCAUUGGAAAUGCAGCUAAGAGUCAGAUAGUCACGAAUGUAAGAAAUACAAUUCAUGGUUUCAAAAAGCUUCAUGGGCGAUCAUUUGAUGAUCCUAUUGUGCAAACUGAAAGGAUCAGGCUUCCCUAUGAACUGCAGAAGAUGCCUAAUGGAAGUGCAGGAGUUAAGGUGCGAUACUUAGAAGAAGAGAGACCAUUUGCAAUUGAGCAAGUUACCGGAAUGUUACUGGCUAAGCUUAAAGAGACUUCAGAAAAUGCUUUGAAGAAACCAGUGGCUGACUGUGUGAUUUCAAUUCCUAGCUUUUUCACUGAUGCUGAGAGGAGAUCUGUGAUGGCUGCAGCCCAGGUUGCCGGUUUAAAUUGUUUAAGGUUAAUGAAUGAAACUACUGCAGUUGCACUAGCAUAUGGAAUUUAUAAACAGGAUCUUCCUCCAUUAGAUGAAAAACCAAGAAAUGUAGUAUUUAUUGAUAUGGGACAUUCUGCCUAUCAGGUUGCAGUUUGUGCAUUUAACAAAGGAAAACUUAAAGUGUUGGCUACUACUUUUGAUCCAUAUUUGGGUGGCAGGAACUUUGAUGAGGCUUUAGUAGACUACUUCUGUGAUGAGUUCAAGUCAAAAUAUAAGAUAAAUGUGAAAGAAAACUCUCGGGCCUUGUUACGUUUAUAUCAGGAAUGUGAAAAACUAAAGAAGUUAAUGAGUGCAAAUGCAUCAGAUCUUCCACUGAACAUUGAGUGUUUCAUGAAUGACCUUGAUGUUUCAAGUAAAAUGAACAGGGCUCAGUUUGAACAAUUAUGUGCUUCCCUCUUUGCCAGGGUUGAGCCACCAUUAAAAGCAGUAAUGGAACAAGCUAACUUACAACGUGAAGACAUAAGUAGUAUAGAAAUUGUAGGCGGAGCAACACGAAUUCCUGCAGUAAAGGAACAGAUCACUAAAUUCUUUCUUAAAGACAUAAGUACUACAUUAAAUGCUGAUGAAGCUGUUGCAAGAGGAUGUGCAUUACAGUGUGCAAUUCUCUCACCAGCGUUUAAAGUGCGUGAAUUUUCCAUAACAGACCUUGUUCCUUAUUCAAUCACGUUAAGAUGGAAGACCUCUUUUGAAGAUGGAAUUGGGGAAUGUGAAGUAUUCUGUAAGAACCAUCCUGCGCCAUUCUCAAAAGUCAUUACUUUCCACAAGAAGGAACCAUUUGAACUAGAAGCAUUUUAUACUAAUUUACAUGAAGUGCCUUAUCCUGAUCCAAGAAUUGGGAUCUUCACUAUUCAGAAUGUUUUCCCACAAUCUGAUGGUGAUAGUUCCAAAGUGAAGGUUAAAGUUCGUAUUAACAUCCAUGGAAUCUUCAGUGUGGCUAGUGCAUCAGUAAUUGAGAAGCAAAAUGUAGAAGGAGAUCACAGUGAUAUUCCUAUGGAGACAGAAACUUCUUUUAAGAAUGAAAGCAAAGAUGAUGUGGAUAAAAUGCAGGUUGACCAAGAAGAAGGAGGUCAUCAAAAAUGUCAUGCUGAACAUACUCCAGAAGAAGAAAUUGAUCAUACAGGCACCAAAUCAAAGUCUGCUCCUUCAGAUAAACCAGAGCGAUUAAACCAGACCAUUAAAAAAGGAAAAGUCAAGAGUAUUGAUCUACCUAUCCAGAGUAGCCUGUGUAGACAACUGGGCCAAGAUCUUCUCAAUAGCUACAUUGAAAAUGAGGGGAAGAUGAUAAUGCAGGAUAAGUUAGAGAAGGAAAGAAAUGAUGCAAAGAAUGCUGUUGAAGAAUAUGUAUAUGAUUUUAGAGAUAAGCUUGGCACUGUCUAUGAAAAAUUCAUCACUCAAGAAGACUUGAAUAAACUGUCAGCAAUAUUGGAAGACACAGAAAACUGGCUUUAUGAAGAAGGAGAGGACCAACCUAAACAAAUUUAUGUGGAUAAGCUUCAAGAACUAAAGAAAUAUGGCCAGCCGAUUCAAAUGAGGUACAUGGAACAUGAAGAGAGACCAAAAGCUUUAAAUGACUUGGGAAAAAAGAUCCAACUUGUUAUGAAAGUGAUAGAAGCAUACAGAAACAAGGAUGAAAGAUACGAUCAUCUGGAUCCUGCUGAAGUGGAAAAAGUUGAAAAAUUUAUCAGUGAAGCCAUGAGCUGGCUGAACAGUAAGAUGAACGCACAGAACAAACUAAGUCUCACUCAAGAUCCUGUGGUCAAAGUUGCAGAAAUAGUUGCAAAGUCAAAGGAACUGGAUAAUUUCUGUAACCUCAUUUACAAGCCCAAACCGAAAGUAGAGGUUGCUGAAGACAAAGCAAAAGCUAAUAGUGAACACAACGGUCCAAUGGAUGGACAGAGUGGGAGUGAAACUAAACCAGAUACAACAAAAGACAGCUCACAGCAUACUAAAUCUUCUGGAGAGAUGGAAGUGGACUAAAUCUUAAUUAACUUCAUGUAAUUGAAACAGUGCAAGUAACCACAGGGUCCAUUCUUCUUUUACAUCUGGUACACAAAACAGAUGUUUAGUUGUUCUUAACCACUUUUUGUCAUUUAUUUUUUGGAGUAGUUUGAAAAGUGUUUUAUGUUGAGAGCACUUCUGUUCAUUUCCAUUGCUGCUUAUGUGAAGCUUUAGCUGAAUAUAGAUUUACAAGUCAGUUUAAGCUUUCCUAAUAUAUUUUAUAUCAAACAUGCAAGAUUGAUAAGUAGUUGGCAACAGUCUACCUUAUUUAAGCUUCUACUUGGAUAAACCUCAGAGCUCCUUUAUUCAGGAAAGGAUACUGUAUUGCACUAUUAUUGCAGAAGAAUAGAUUUAACUGCAUCAUUAUUUUGAAAAACAAGUAUUGAAAUUGAUGUGGUUUAAAGCCACUGAAGCACUAACCUUUUUAUAGUUAUUAUAUUGUUAUAAUUUUAAAUAAGAGGUUCCUUGACAAAUUAGUCAGUCUCACUGGUGUGUCAUGAGAACUCUAAAACUUUGCUGUCGUCAUAUAUAUGAACUAAAUCACAACACUGAAAGGGAAAAUGCACAAUUUUAUUUUAAGGUGACACCAGCAGUUUGCUUCUUUGUAAGUUAUGUGGAGUGAUGUUUCUUAGAGUAAUUCACUGUCUCUUGCACUUGAAACUUCUGAUCUACUUGUCCUGAAGACCAGCUGCUGUAAAGUAAAGCUAGUCUAAAGAUGAUGCAGCAUUUUUGAUGAAAAUACCUUCAUGUUAAGAGAGGGAAAUAGUGUUGAUCUACCCAGACAUGGAUCUGUGAUGUUGACAGCCUUGUUUCAGUUUUAAUAGUUGUUUUGGUUUUCUUAAUUGAUUUUGUUAAUAUGUUAAUGCAAGUUAGGGAGACAUGGCACAAUAUGUAUUGCAUUAUAUAUAUUUAUCAGUGAUUUACUUAAUGUUAACAUAUAGAUAAACACUAUGAAAUAAGUGGUAAUACUUGAAAAGAAGCACUUAAUACUGUAAGUCUUAGGAAAUAAUGCUUGUAAUAAACUUAACUAUCAUAAACUUACAUAUCAACAGGCAAAAUACAGAAUGUUACAUAGUGUAAUAUGAUGUGAUUAAAUUAUAGUUCCCACUAUUACAUUCCCUGUUCAGACCUUGGCUCCAGUUUUGGUGCUUCAUAUAUAAAUUACGUGGGACAAGGGACUAUGAAAUUAAGAUAUUUUAAGGACUUAAUAUGUGCUUCAUUACCAGACUUGUUCAAGCUGUUCAGUUCUGUCCAGAAGUUGAAACUAUAUAAAUAUGGAACAGACUGAGCUGACUUUACAACCUACAAGAAAAAGAAGCAAAGACAACGUAUGGGCACUGUGUUGUUAAUGGCAAUCAACUAGAUUGACUUAGGUUAAAAUUUUGACACCUCAGUUUUUCCCCAAGCUACAUCUUUAUAUUAAGAAGAAUUAAUAUUGACUUUUCUUAAGUAGUAAAAAUUGAGAGUUUAAUAUCUUUAGGGAUAGUCAUUACUUCUCACAACUAGUUCUCUAAGAGAGAUUUUGUUUCUACAAUGUAGUCUGCACUGAAAAGAAAGUAUGGAGCAGUGCAUUUUGCAGGGAUUUUUAUUCAUCCUUUUUGAGGGAGAUGUCCUGUUUUUGCAUUAAAAAAUCAUAUGCACCCAAUAUAUUUUUAAAUGUCUUUUAGUCUUUAAUGAAACAAUUAUAUCCAUUAGUAAUGAUGAAAUACAUUUUUAAAAGGCAUGUAAUGGUUACUUUUCAUUUGUAUGUUGAAUAUAGGUUCAGUAAAAGCAUCAAAGUUAUAAAAGGGAAUAUUAACAGUACACAGGGAGUUCAUAGUUUUUUUCUUGGGUUAAGAAAAUCUCUACCCACCCUCUAUGUUAGAAGCUGUACCUACAAAACUAAUUGGGAAUAAAUAUGGGAACAACUCUUUUUGCAUCUGAAUUGUUUAGUAUAUCCUGACAUUUUCAGUUCCUCAAGUUAGUUUAUGUAGUUCUAUGUUUUUGUCAGAAUUAUAGCAUUCCAAUUUCUGCAGUUAUAUUUUAUUUAAUAAGUUAAAUACAUCCAAUAAUAAUGUGUAUACUUUUCUUCACCAUUUAUUCAACUUAAAUGAUAUUUUCAAAAGCCCUAUAGUUAUUUACUGAAUACAUUAAUAAAAGGGGGAAAUGUUCUCCAUACUACAGUUUUUGGUAGAAGGUAUGGGUUUAGUUUCAUUUUAAUCUGCAUCAAAUCUGCAGUGCUAGGAAAAAAGAUUUUUUUCAAAACAAAAGGCCACUAUUUUAGAAGUUAAUUUUAAAAAUACAUAGCAAAAUAGGAUGUUUUCUUGUAGUAAGCAAAAAAGAACUAAGUAUGUAGGAACUAUCUAGGAUGAUUAAUAAAUAUAAAUUAACACAUUUGACCCUAUGGAAAAGUAUAAAUUACUUGGUUUCAGAAAUCAACUCCUGAUGGCCAAUUAUACUGUGCUUUUAAAAACAAAGAUCACUAAACAAUAUAACUAAAGAAAGUCUGUGAUGUUUUAAUUCUUUAGCAACAUACAGAAUUCUUAAGUUUUGAAACAACUACAAACAGCACACCAAAAAAUGAGGCUAUUGCAAAAAUCUCAAUUUUAAAAAUGUAAAAAUUAGACAUUAAUGAAGAUUAAUAAAGAUUUCUUAGAUUUUUGGGGGCUCAGUUUUUUAGUAUAUUUAUGUUUCCUAGCUAAAAAUCUUUUUGUUUAAAGUGAAUUUGGCGGGGUGGGAGUCAGUUAUUAAUACAAUAGAAGUUUUUUUUUUUUUUUUUUUUUUUUUUUUGGCCAUGCUCAUGGUAUGUGGAAGUUCUCAGGCCAGGGAUCGAACCACACCACAGUGACAAUGCCAGAUCCUUAACCCACUGAGCUGCUGCAGUGACAAUGCCAGAUCCUUAACCCACUGCGCCAAAAGGGAACUCCUAUAAUAAAAAUGUUUUAUCCAAAUCAGCACAUCCUCAUUAAUUUGGAAAAAUUAAAGACAGUAGACAUUUGAGUACGGUAAUCAGCUGACCCCAAAUAGAUAAGUAUCUCUCUAUUUUCAUAAAUUUGUAGUAAUAAGUUUAUAGAUACUCACAUUAGGAUUUUCUGUUUUGUUUUUAAUAGUUGGUAUUUGGCAGUCCACCACAAAGCCUUGGUAUUAAUUUUACAUAUCAUAGAUUUAGAAGUGAUAGAAAAAUAUAACUUCAUAUUUCUCACCCUUUAGAAUUUUACAACAAAAAACUUCAUUUCUAAAUUAAAUGUUCUUUUGUGGCUAGGCUUUAGAAGUUUUUAGUUUGAAGUGGAAUUUCGAUUUUUUGAUAUUUGUUAUGUAAACCUUAAUGAGAAGCAUAUCUAAUUGUAUUGAUAUAUCAAUAUUAAAAUUGAAUGGCAUUGAUUAAAGUUAGCUACUGAUGACUUUUCAAAUGACAUGGAUGUAGAGAUAAAGUUUGAUUCUAAUGUUUUAUUAUACUCUUACUAUAAUAUGUUUUAUAACUCUCAUUUACCAAACUAAUCUUCUUAGUCAAUUUCAGAAGAGACAGACUUUUUAAUCAGGAAAGAAAAAAAGUAGGUUUAAAAUUAAACUUUUGCUUUUUGUCAAGAUUUGACUUAAAGUAUACUUUUAAAAUAACUCCCAGUAAGCACAUAAAUCUUUGCUUUUGAUAAAAAGUAAUAAAGUUUAAUUCAGAUCAAGACCAAGUCUUUAACCAAAACAAAAACUUUAGUUAUUAUACUCCCACAUCUCUAAUUUAAAAUGAACUAAAAUUAAUAUACUUCCAUAUACUAUUUCCUAACGGAACAACUCUGGGUUUAUGAUACAGCCAGAUGUCUUCCUAAGUUUUUUUUUUUUUUCCUUGCUGAUUUCAGGGUAACUGUUUCAUAUAAUAACGGCACUUGGAAUUUUUAGAAUGUUAACAAACUGCUUAGGGAAAACAAAAAAACAAAAAACAAAAACCUAAAUGUCUAUGGCAGUGGUUAGUACCCCUAGGUGGUAGUGGCUCUUUCACCUUCUGAAUCUCUAGGAGUACCCUUAGCAUAUUGUUAAGAGUUAGCAUUAAGAGAAAAAGCACUUCUGUUAAAAUAAAGUGACUUGGAGCUUUCAAGACAAACAAAAAUAAUAAUUGAAUCAUGAACAUUUGAUUCAGUCUGUCAAGCAGGUCAAAAUCCACAACAAAAAUGAAUGGUACGAUCUUUGCUUUGGAAUCUCUAAUUUACUGUCAUGUCCUAAGUCACAGGAUGAGUAUUAAGGAAGUAUAUGAUAAAAAUUACCUAUCCUGUAAAUAUAUUGGUGAACUUCAACAUGUUUCAGUUUAUUACAUUAUAGUGUAUAAACUAUAAAUGGAAAUGAUCUUAGUCUUUCUUGAUACCUUGUUUUAUUCUCUCAUUCAAUUCUAGAAUCCUAAAUAAUCAUUUCUCCCAAUUAUAUUUUGCUUUUUUAUUUUGAAUUAGGUCUUUUAUUUCUUGGAUUUAAAAAGUUUCGCUGCUUUCCUAUCACUUUGAUAGUUAAUUUUAUUACCUGUUGUUUUUACUUUAAAACCAAAUCUUACUGUUAUAAGAAUUUUUUGACUCUUAAAUUCAUAUUUGAAAAGCCAUGUUACAGGUUUCUGUAUGUCAUAUCUCUAAAGUUUAAUAACAGCUUAACAGAUUUUUAUGUCCUGGCCUUUGAAUACUUUUAAGUACUUCUGGACCCAGAGAGGUCAGUUUGUAAGUAUUGUGUAUUAAGUAACCAAGUAUCAAAGUAACAAAAUUAUAAAAGGGUCAGAAAUCCAAAAUAGUUUUUAAAGAUUAGACACCAUCCAUUCUUUGCUGCUUUCUGAUUACAUACAUGUGUUGUGGAUCUUCCUUGUGUUUUUAGAAUUCCUUAAAUGUUUUGCUUCCAAGACCUUGAGUUAACAUGUUCUUGAAAUCAUAUGGACCCAUUUAGAAUGUAGAUGGAAAAAUGUAAUUAGAAAUGGAGAUCUAAGUAAAGGAAACUUUAAAGUGUUGUGGAUUUUUCCCUCUGAAAUAAUACUUUUAUGGCUUAGUGUCUUGGAAGGAGACAUUAAAAAUAAAAAUUUUGUAUUUGGCAGAAUGAAGCCACUGUUGUUUAAUAUAGAAGCAAUUUUUAAUGAAGUUACUGAAUUAUUUAGUACUAAUAUGGCAUCCAAGUCAUUUCUCUUUUCAACCAUUAUUAAAAUAAUUUGUAUACAUAAUGUAAAAAAUACCUUUUAGUUCCUACUGGCUAAUAUUUUUUUUAAAGAAUACUACAUUUGAUUUCUAAACUUCUCAGUUUGUUUUCAGCACAAAGGGUAACCAAUGCAAUGUGGAAAAUCAUAGUCAAGUGUGAUGUGUCUAUAAAAAUAAUUGAGUUUUGCAUGUAACAGACCCUUAGCAUCAGUGAGCAGACAUGAGAACAGUUUGUGAUGUUAAGCUGGUAAUGUUCUUAUAUAUAACACCAAUAUAUAUUUCGUAUACAAUUCUGCUUCACAAACAUAUCCAUAAAAUGUUUACAUAUGGCAGAAUCAAAGUAUAUAAAAACAUUUGCUGUGUAAAAUGGCAUCUUCUUAUUAGUGAACAAACAGCAAUGAUGAAUGCAUUUCUGGAUGGCAAGUGCAUAUUGUCAAGAAGUCAUAUAAUUGUAAUAAAUAUAUAUCUACUUACUCCUUGAA